CGACGUGUUUGUAUCUCAAAACCGAGAAAGGGCAUCUGUUUACAUUUGCUUGAUAACACCAGGUAAAGAAAUUGCUAUAACAGUUCUUUACAACUAUUGUAAGAAUGGAAAAAAAAACAAUAGCGGAGAUUCGAUGAAAGUUUGUUUUGUUUAACGACACAACUAGAGCACAUUAACCGUCGGCUAUUGGAUGUGAAGAUUCGACGAAGUUUAAUACAUCAUAUGUUAUACGUGAACUUUAUGACAACCUAACGGGACACGUAAUGUCCUGAAUGGUAUAAGACACAUUUUUAUUUAUUUUUUUAGUGUUUUUUUCUCUUUUUUUUUCUCUUCAGCAGGCCACAAUGGAUUCCAAUUCGUCUAUAGAUAAAUACAAAUUCCUGGACCUACUGAAGGAUGACUACCUCUACAUCUGCAUCAUGUCGUUUCAGAAAGCGAUCAUCCCGAUCGUCUGCUUGAUCGGGACUUUCGGAAACCUGCUCUCCAUCAUCGUUCUCCUGGGGAAAGUGCUGCGUGACAAGUCGUGCUGUGUAUACCUGGCCGCUAAGUGCAUCGCGGACACGGUGUUCCUUGUGGCGCUGUUCGUUGUUUGGCUGGCCCGCGUUGACGUGCAUCUGUUCAACCUUCACGGCGUCUGUCAGAUGGUCAUCUUCAUCACGUACAUCUGCGGGUUUCUCUCCGUGUGGUGCAUUGUGUUCAUAACGCUGGAGAACUACAUUCGAAUCGCGCACUUCACGCGCGUGCCGCAGUUGUGCAAGCCGGACAUCGCCCGCGGAGUGAUUCUAGCCAUGUGCCUUGUCUCCGUGGUAAUCUACAACUUCCCACUGUGGACUGCGGGGAGUAUUCAGAUGAACGGAACAGCCAAAUGCGUAAUGCUCAAGGAAUACGUGGCGAUCAACAAAGGGUUAACGUACAUGGACACGGCCGUGACCCUCGUUCUGCCGUCCUUAGUCAUCAUCACGCUGCUCGUCGCCAUCAUCAUGAAUAUUUAUGAGUGUUACAAGAAGCGGAAGCGACUCCGCCGGCUCGGACGCCAUGACGCCAUGGUGUUUCUGUGCGACAGUCCCCACAGCCGCGUCACGAAGAUGCUGUUUGCCGUGUCCAGUGUGUUCAUAUUACUGCACACGCCGAGUCAUGCCAUCAGGAUAAGACUCAUCAUCAUGUUCUUCCUCAAAGCAGACGGUCUAAAAAUAGACGAGUUCAGACUACAGCGCGUCUUCGAACUCUUUUACUACGCCAACUUCUCGCUCAACUGUUUCAUAUAUCUGUGUUUUGGCAUCACAUUCCGUCACAUCUUCUGUUCGACGUAUCUAAAAUCGUGCCUUUCGUACAAAGCGAAACGAAAAAUACACCGGCACUUGAAGAAUAUUAUUCAGGAAAAUCAGCUGGAGAAGAAGAAUGGCGUCACGAUACUCUACUCUAACGAGACGAUUUGGGAAAAAGUGACAGACAACCGAGAGAGUGUCAACCACAUAGAGUUGUCGUCUGUGGGAGAGGUGCAGAGCGCUUCACUGUAGCCCCAACAACCUUAUUGUUUCGCGCGUACUACAUUAACAUGUUGAUUGUUUGUGAUUUGUGUGUGCUGUGUGUGCUGUGUGCUUUGAUCACACGUGCAUUUUAUGACAUGUUAAUUUGUGUAUUAUUACAACAUUAAGCGAUCAAUCUAGAUCUAUUUACAAAUGACUCAAUAUUUAUUUUAAGGA
Messenger RNA from Gigantopelta aegis, 1703 nucleotides. Its product is annotated as somatostatin receptor type 4-like. Gene Ontology annotation, cellular component: plasma membrane. Bases 345 to 1517 code for a protein of 390 amino acids. Gene Ontology annotation, molecular function: G protein-coupled receptor activity. The transcript has a single exon. Lineage: Eukaryota; Metazoa; Mollusca; Gastropoda; Neomphalida; Peltospiridae. Gene Ontology annotation, biological process: G protein-coupled receptor signaling pathway. The record is from RefSeq and is a predicted model, not a curated record.